This is a messenger RNA of Aureobasidium vineae, 1725 nucleotides long. The record is from the annotation of a GenBank genome assembly. Lineage: Eukaryota; Fungi; Ascomycota; Dothideomycetes; Dothideales; Saccotheciaceae.
AUGGCUAGCAUGGCAUCGGGUCCCACCCACCCCUUCACCUGCAACACAUGCCAGGUCGCCUUCCGCUCCAGCGACCUGCAGCGCACCCACAUGCAAAGCGACUGGCACCGCUACAACCUCAAGAGAAGAGUUGCAUCGCUUCCUCCGCUCACCUCUGAAAUCUUUGCCGAAAAGGUCCUCGCCAACAAGGCUUCGGCCGCUGCCACCGCCGCUCGCGCCUCCUUCGAAAAGGUCUGCUCCGCUUGUCAAAAGACCUACUUCAGUGAGAACGCCUACGCAAACCAUCUUGGAAGCCAAAAACACAGACAGCAAAUUGCUCGCAUGCACAUGAGAGAUGUCGACGACGCCAGCUCCGUCAUGAGCUCUACCUUCUCUCUCGGAGAACCUCUUGAAACCGCUUCCAAUGUCGAGACCGCCUCAGUUGCCUCUGUCGCUACCGACCGUCCUGAGGAACGCGAUGCCGACCUUUCACACAUCACCGAUGGUGUCCAACAGACCGACAUCGCCGACGACGACAACUCAUCCAGAGCCCCUACUGAUGCCGACGACAUGGUCGAAGUCCUGCUCAACCAGUGCUUGUUCUGCAACACCAUCUGCGAAGACCUUGACGAGAACAUCAAGCACAUGUCCAAACAACACGGCAUGUUCAUUCCUGAGAGAGAGUUCCUGGUCGAUUUGGAGGGCCUGCUGAGCUACCUCCACGAGAAGAUCCACGAUGACCACCAGUGCCUGUACUGUGGUCAGCUCAAGCACACCGCUUCAGGUAUUCAGACACAUAUGCGCGACAGAGGUCACUGCAUGAUUCCGUACAGCACUGAAGACGACAUGCUUGAGAUUGGAGAGUUCUAUGAUUUCAGAAGCACCUACUCAGACGAGGAAGAUGACGAGAGUACCGACGGCGCAGACGAUCAGCAAGAAGGCGGUGUCAAGCUUGGUGCCGCUCGUGCCACCAAGGUCACUAUCGAGACCGAAGACGGCGACGGAGACGCAGAGAUGGCCGAUGAGGACGACGAAGGAUGGGAGAGUGACGGCUCCUUGUCAUCGGUGCCAACUGAUGAGAUUACUUCUGUGCCUAUCGACGACCACUCGCACCGCUACAAGACCCUCGAUCGCCACAGACACCAUUCUCACAAGGACCCUCGCCCUCACCGAAACACAGAUGGAUAUCACUCUCACGCUCAUUCCACUCCUCACGCUGUAUACCACGACGAAUUCGAAUUGCACUUGCCUACAGGACGUACUGCUGGUCAUCGUUCGCUUGCCAAGUACUAUCGCCAAAACCUCCGCAGCUACCCCACCCCAGAAGAGAGGGCAGAACAAAGAGCUAUCGAAGGCCGUCACGACUCCGACGACGAAGAGGAAGCCAGAAAAUCAAGACACGACCGUGGUCGCCAAAUCGUCACUCGUGCAGAGGGUGGCCUUGGCAUGGUUGGCGUUAGUGAGGUCAAGAAGAAGGAGGUGCGCGCCGCCGAGAAGAGAGAGAAGAAGCGCGAACAAAGAGCGCAGGCCAACUACCAAUGGGGCAACGAUAAGAGAGGAAACAACCAAAAGCAUUUCCGCGUAAGUUCUCCUGAUCACAACAUUGCGAAUCGCUUGCUAAUCCAUCUCAGGACCAUCUUCUGCAAUAGAUGUGUGCGCUCGACACUGCAGUCUCUGGCUGUGGGAUUUUUGCACUCAUUGGACAGUGUUUGGUUUAAGUAUAUCUCACGAUUGUUAUACCUCUGA